Messenger RNA from Plasmodium vivax (malaria parasite P. vivax), 3254 nucleotides. RefSeq lists its product as hypothetical. NCBI's taxonomy places the organism in Eukaryota, Apicomplexa, Aconoidasida, Haemosporida, Plasmodiidae. The record is from RefSeq and is a predicted model, not a curated record. Bases 1 to 2868 code for a protein of 955 amino acids. The transcript is spliced from 2 exons.
AUGGGACAAGGACAGGGGAAAAAUCGGCUUAUCGAAUUCUUAGUAGAAAAGAAACAGAAAUUUUCCCUGAUUAACAUAAAAAAUUCGGCACACAUUAAAGAUAUAUACAGCGGGCCAAAUAACCUUAUCAUUAUAUACGAAAAUGACGACUUUGAAAUUGUGGGGUUAAAUAAUUAUGGGCAGCUGGGUCUGGGCGACAAAACGAAUAGAAGCAAAUUGACGAUCAACCCAAUUCUGUCCAGGCAGAAAGUACGAAAGGUGUCAUGUGGGUAUGAACACAUCAUUGCCUUAAUGUGCAACCACAACGUUUUUGCCUGGGGAAAUAAUAACUGUGGUCAGUUAGGCAUCGGGAAUAACACGGAUGAAAUUUCCAUGCCAUUGCUCAUUUACUUUCAAGAAAAAGUCAUAGACAUUGCCUGUGGUAAAAACCACUCCCUUUUUUUGACCGAAUGUGAAGAUGGAAAUGGCGAGGGGUACUUGGAUGCAUCCAAGGUGAAGGUGAGGGAAGAAGGGGGGUCAUCCCCCCGCAUGAUGAAGGGGAAAAAGCAAGUCGGCUCAGGUUGUCUCAACGGACUUGACAUAAAUAUUAAUGAUGGGGAAGUGGGCAGCAGCCACGGCGAGGAGGGAAAAAAAGAAGACGGCGAUGAAGAUGCGGAUGAGGGUGCGAAGUAUUGUACUGACUCCUGUGAUGACUCCUCGGCUGCCUCUCAUGAUGACCGCCCCAACCGCCACAUCCUCGCCUGCGGCUGCGGGGCAGACGGAAAACUGGGCCUCAAGCGCGAGGAAAACGUGUACUUCCCCAAAAAAAUCGAAUUAAAAAAAAAAAUAAAAAUUACGAGCAUACACUCCAGCUACAGCCACAACGCCCUGCUAACGAGCAAAGGGCGGUUAUACACCUGGGGGGGCAACCGAAAUGGUGAGUUGGGCAUAAAAAGCAACAAGUCAAGUUACAAAAUUAAAAAAAUUGAUAUACCCCAAAAUGACACAGUGGUGAAGGUAUCCCUGGGGAAAUUAUAUUCAGCCUGUUUAACGAAAAAUCAUAUUUUUUACGUCUGGGGAAAUAACAUUCGGGGGAUUAAAAAAAUGAGCAACAUGGCCAAUGUGCGCAUUAGACAUUUCGCAUGCAAUGAGGAUAAUAUUAUCAUACUGACCGAAAAUGAAAAGCUGUUUUUAUUUGAUGCUUUUAAGAAGGUGCAAUGCAUGAACAAACUUUUGAAUACAAAAUUGGCCCAUAAUCAGAAGGGAAGCAAUCACCUUAUUAAAUACAACUUUGUGGGAAAUGGACGCAACUAUUUAUAUGCCUACAUUAGUAUGGGCACGAAAGAUGAUGUUAACAUCAAGGGGGAUCACAUUAACGUGGAAGCAAAUUGUGAGGACCACCAUUUGGUGGAGCGUGAGACAAGUGCAACUACUAACUUGGAAGAAAAGAAAAUGGCCUCCCCGGUGGAGCAUGAAGCAACGUUGGGACAGGCGGAAAUGAAGGGGGCACUCUCCUGUCAGAUGUAUGCAAACGAAGGUGCCCAUUUUGUGAAUACCCUAGAGAAUGGAACCACUCAAGAUGGAGCGUCUUUUUCAGGCGGCGCAGGAGGGGGAACAAAAAUGGGAAGUGCAGAUGACUAUGCAGUGCGGGCAAAAAAGGAACUUGAAAAAGGGGAAAGGUACGAAGGCGGGGGGAGGGAUGAAAAGCGCGAUGGAGUGGGAGAGGGGCAAACUGAAAUAGAGGAUGACUCAUUCCCCCGAGAAAGCGAUGCAAAGGACGAAUUGGAGAAAAAACAAAUUACGGAGGAAGAGACAUGUGUCGAUUUGCCCCUUCUUGAAGUUGAUAAGGACAGGCACUCCUCAACAUUCAGCAAAUUUAGGAAAAGUAAAAACAGAGAGGGACAAAACGAUUUGUAUUUGCAGGGCGCGCGAGAAGGGGGGCAAAAAAGGACAAACAAGAACGGCACUACUAAGGGCGAUAACAUACACCAUAAAGUACGCGAUCGUAAGAGGGACAAAAAAAAAGAAGCGAAACGCAGGAACGGUGUAGAAGAUCACCUCAUCCAAAACGUAGGCUAUAUGAAGGCAAAUUCCAUAAACACGGAAGAUGUAACCAUGGGGGGGGACUACAUACUGAAGCACACCGAGCACAUCAUUAACAGGAACAGGCAUUGUUUAGAUUACCUAUCAGUUGACGGAGAACUGGGUUUACACUGGGACAGUUUUGGCCACAAAAAAGGACAAAAUGCACAAAGGGGAAAUAAAUCUGGAGGUAAACACAGAGGAGGACACCCCAUGUCCACUGUUGGGGAAGAUCAAUACGCCCAGCUAAAUAUCGUCCUACUGAAGGAACUAACGAAACAGAAAAAAAUAAACGUCGUUUAUUGCCACCUGCUGAAUAGGCUGCAGAGGGAGCUAAACCAGUUGAGGGAGGAAAAAAAAAAUUUUAAGAAGAAAAUUUCGACUCUGCAAAAGUUUGCAAAUUUAAAGCGAAAUGUAGCCCCAGAUGGGGGGCAGGAAAAUGAAGGCGUUAAUUUCCAUUUGUGCGUAGGAGGGGGCGCGCAUAAUGAUGGCUUGGCAGACCGCGGCGGUGGCGGCGGUGGCGGCGGUGGUGGCGAUGGUGGCGAUGGAGGUAACCACGACCGCUGCUAUGACUACCGCUAUGACUGCCACCAUGACUGCCGCCGUGAGAACGGAAAUAACGGAGGCACCGGCACCUUUUCGCUAAACCAAUCCGCGGACCUAACAAAUUUCACAAGCGAAAACGCGCCGGGGGUCCCAAACAACUUGCAGGUUUUGGACCAAGUAGCCCCCGAUUUGUUCCUCAAAAGGAGAGAUGACCACAAUGAUAAUCCGAACAAUAUCCCAAUUUUUUUUUUGCAUAGUUAGAAGGAGCAGGGGCGCCCCUCUCGCUUUCCUAUUUGUUUUGCGCAUUAACAAUAAAGCGGGGGACGAGCAAAUGUUUUGUCAUCGCCGGAGGGGGGGUUUUGCGGCGCAAGGAACGUUAAAAAUGCGCUGUACAUGUGUGCAGGAAGGAAUAUUCGCCAGAGGGCUGUACAUAAAUAAUAUGCGCGCAUAAGCAGGUACUCCGUACGUAAGUAGUACCAUUUGUAUAUAUGCAUAUAUACAUAUGCGUUGUUCCCACUCCAUCAAAGCGGCCCCUCAUUUCAACAAAAAACAGCGUCAUUGCGUUGUGGGUAAAAUAAGUUGGGCCCCCCUCUUUUCCCUUUGUAAAGCUGCAUUUUUUAAUGGCCUGAUUUAUUUCCCGUUCGCCC